AUAUCUAUCAAUAAGGGAGAAAAAUCCCUUUGCCCUUUCCCCGGGACCAACCAGAGCUGCCCGCUGGAGGCUUUGCAACCAUGCCAGGCGGGUUUCUGUCCCUCCAGCAGCAGUCUAGGUUGCUUGGCAGUCUAGGGAGGCUGUGGAAGGAGUGGGGCGGGCGCCCCAUCGCUGGCCAGGCGGGUGGGAGGCAAGGGGACGGGGCCAGGUUCCCCUUGGGCAAAGCUGCCAGCCGGUGGGUGUUUGCACAGGGCAUCCGGAGCUGGGCUGCAGCUGCCCCCUUGGCCAUGGCUGCUAAGGUGGAUUUGACCACGUCCACUGACUGGAAGGAGGCUAAAUCAUUUUUGAAAGGACUAAACAACAAACAGCGUCGUGCACAUUACUUCACUAAAGAUUUCGUCAAAGUGAAGCAGAUCCCCACAUGGAAAGAAAUGGCCAAAAGUGCUCGGAUCCAGCAACCCGAAGAAACCAAUUACCCCAAGGAUAAUAAUCUGAACGGGAAAAUCUCCCUCUUCCGAGGAGACAUUACCAAGUUGGAGGUUGACGCGAUCGUCAAUGCUGCUAACAGUUCCCUGCUGGGAGGCGGCGGCGGUAAGUUUUCUAAUUGA
This is a messenger RNA of Pantherophis guttatus, 608 nucleotides long. NCBI's taxonomy places the organism in Eukaryota, Metazoa, Chordata, Lepidosauria, Squamata, Colubridae. The record is from RefSeq and is a predicted model, not a curated record.